Messenger RNA from Exophiala bonariae, 792 nucleotides. RefSeq lists its product as uncharacterized. Bases 1 to 792 code for a protein of 263 amino acids. The record is from RefSeq and is a predicted model, not a curated record. The transcript has a single exon. Lineage: Eukaryota; Fungi; Ascomycota; Eurotiomycetes; Chaetothyriales; Herpotrichiellaceae.
AUGGCACUCCUCUCGUCGACGCUCCUCCUGCGCACGCACAGCCUGACCCUCCUGACCAUCGCCUUCUACCUCGUGUUCUCGCCGGGACAAAUCCUCAACGCCACGCCGGUAUGGCUCCUGGGCGAGAGCAUGAGCGUCCGGCCCGCAUUGUUCGCGCCGCAAGAGAUCCCCAAUGAUCCAUCUCCAUCCUCCCUGCCCAUCCUCCCGGGCUCACGACAGCGAAACGCCCCGUCCUCAGCAGGAUCGCUACCGUUCUCAGCGGUGGGACAGAACAACAGCACUGGUCAACGGGAAGUCCUCGCGCUGCUGGCGCUGGUCGUGGCGGGCUGGGCGUUCAUGCAGUUCGUGUUCGCGGGGGAGUUGGCUGUGCUCGCGGCGCCGAACACGGCGACGACCACAACACAGAAACAGUCUUCUUCUUCUUCUACUCCUGCUGCCAUGUCCUCUCCCAGACAGCCACAAUCGUCGACAUCGUCUCGUUACGGCGAGGAGCUGCACACGCUGUACGCGGCGCAGUCGCGGUGGCUGACGUUCGCGGGCCUGCGCAUGCUGGGAUCCGCGGGGCUCGUGGCGUGGAUCUACGUGUUCCACUCGCACAACAGGUCCAGCUUUGCGCCGCUCUCGUCGACGACUCCUUUGACGGGGACGGCGCUGCUGGCGAACCGAGUCACGUUCACGGCUGCGUUGUCGGAUAUGCUGUUCUGGGGAUAUUUCUGGACCGUCGUCAAGGAGGAGACCAGACUCGUCGCGCAGAAUGUCGCGAGGAUGAGAGAGGCUGAGGAUCAUGAGUGA